GAAGAAGGGAAGAGGGCUGGCGGGGUUGAGAAGAUUAUGACGACAUAAGACGCCUAGGCAGACAGUUCGUAGCAUAGCAGCGCUUAGAAAUGUGACCACAUUCAAAAUUCAGUAUUUCAGUGUUGCUAGUUGUUAUGCUGUUAGACAUACGGCUGCACAUGAUCUUAAGUGGGUAGAGUACCGGAAGAUAUACGUCCGUCACCAGGUUUUUAAUGAAAAGCCAUUAUGGAGGCAGUGAACGCGUUCAACAUGGAGUUGUUCUCCAUGAUUGACUUGAAGCCUCCAAUAUCCCGUGCUAAGAUGAUGUCGGUAACAAAAUCAGCCAUCAAAGCGAUCAAGCUUUACAAGCAUGUUGUCCAGAUUGUUGAAAAGUUCAUCAAGAAAUGCAAACCAGAAUUGAAAGUCCCUGGUUUGUAUGUUGUUGAUUCCAUUGUUCGACAGUCUCGCCACCAGUUUGGUGUUGAUAAGGAUGUAUUUGGGCCCAGAUUCUUGAAGAACUUCACAGAUACCUUUCAAAACCUUUUCCACUGCCCAGAAGACGAUAAGAGCAAAAUUGUCCGUGUUCUGAACCUGUGGCAGAAGAACGGUGUGUUUGACAUGGACAUCAUUCAGCCUCUGAUGGAUAUGGCCAAUGAUGCCAUUGUACCCCCCACCGCAAAGGAAGUCCCUGCUGAUCCCCAACCAGAGAUGCAGCCUUCUGUCACUAGUGCCUCAGUUGUGUCUGCUGUGCCCCAGCUGCCCAGUCCUGAUACUUUAGCUGCUGUGGCACAGCUGUUUCAAUCUCCCCAUGCUCAGGAGUUGCAGAGGAUGCUCCAGAACCUUCAGCAGGCUGAUAACACCCUGACAACCACCACUGUAAACCACGUACAGAAUCCACCCCAGCUCCCUGUGGCCCAACUCAACCCAUAUAGUGCCCACACAGAAAAGAAAAGCUCUUUAGCUGAGAAACUCCUUGACCGAUUUGACUACGAUGAUGAACCUGAUGAUGUAAUGGCUAAAGAAGGAAGUGCCCAGUCACAAAACAUUCCUGAAAAUGUGUUUAACCAGUUUCCUGGUCUGAUGCCCGGCACAGAGGAUGUCGAGCCAUAUAUGAUGGGGCAAACUGGGGGUGUAGAGCACGGUGGUGGAAGGAGUCUUGUUGACCAUCUUAUGAUGCCAGGUGGAUACCACUCCAUAAAUGAGACUUAUUUACAUUUACAGAUGAAUUCAAGAGAAGACUUGGCUAUGAGAUGGGAGGACAGACACGGAGGUUAUGUCAGAAGAUCAAGAUCAAAAUCUGGUUCCAGAUCUCCCAGGAGAAGAAGAUCAAGAUCUUCAUCCCAUUCAAGAAGGUCAAGGCUUCGACGUUCUCACUCUAGAGAACGGCGCUGGAGAUCUCGCUCUCGUUCUCAGGACAGGAGUGAAAGAGAGAAGGACAGAGAGCGCAGACAGAAAGGUCUUCCCAGCAUAAAGAGCCAGACACUCAGUGUUUGCAGCACUACGCUAUGGGUUGGACAGCUAGACAAGAAAACUCAGCAGUCUGAUGUGAUGUCCCUUUUGGAAGAGUUUGGACAGAUUGAGUCCAUCAAUAUGAUUCCUCCAAGGGGUUGUGCCUAUAUUGUAAUGGUUCACAGACAAGAUGCCUAUACGGCUUUGAACAAGCUCAGUAAGGGGUCAUACAAAGUCAAUCAGAAACCAGUAAAGAUUGCUUGGGCUUUGAACAAAGGGAUAAAACCGGUGCAUAAAAAGUUCUGGGAUGUGGAGCGGGGAGUUUCCUACAUUCCCUGGAGCAAAGUCAAAUUUGAGGAGUUGGAGAGCUAUCGGGAAGGGGGUAUGCUAGACAUGGACACACUAAAUCCAGAGUGGAAUAAUGCUAAGGACCUCAAUAAGCAGGCAGCUCUAAAUGGAGUGUUGGAAAGUGUACCAGCAGAAGGAACGGUGACUGCUCACAUUCAGGUGUCACCGGCUCAACAGGCACCACCUAUUGGAAGUCCACCUGGUUUUCAUGGGCCCAUCAUGCUGUCCCCUACAACCAUGCCUCCAGGAGGACCCACUUUCAUCCCCACAGAGUUUGGCCCUAUGAAGUUGGCACCUGCAGGAAGUAUAAAACCUCGAGAGGAGUCCAGCAAGGAUUCUAAUGGAGACAAAGGUACAGCAUCAGAUGCAGGCAGUGACAACCAGCUGGGGUCUCCUCCAGCAUCAUCGAUGGCCCUGCCAGGCUCGGCAAUCAUGCAGGGUCCGAGGCUAGGUAUGCCGCGUCUGCAUCCUCCCGGCAUGGCAAGCCCUCCUCUAUCUCCAUUCAUGGCACCUACAAACAUGCCACCCAUGCCCCCACAAAUGAUGUUUCCACCAGACAGGUUUAGAAUGCCCAUGCCCUUCCCCCUUCGUGGCCCUCCAUUCCUUCGACAUCCUUCUAUGGCACCAGAGGGGAUGGAUGGCAUGGAAGGGAGGCAGUUCGCAAAUGGGAGGCCAGGGUUUGGGUGCUCACCUUUCCACAGGGGCAGGUGGUAGAGGUUGGUUUGGAACUGAGGGGGAGGGCAUUAUCUAGUUCUACAUUGAUUGCUGUUAACAGUUUUGGGGGUUAUAAACGUGUGUUCAGACUUUAUUUUACAUCACCAGAACCUUUUCUUAGUGAAAAUAAAAAACGACAUUUCUUCUGAAUGCUGGCUGGGCUUCCUCAAGGUUACUAGAGAAGAGACUCCUGCUGUAAAUACUGUAUGUGCUUGUAGAUGUUUGCUAUCUUUUUGUAUAUUUGAAGCUGUGUAGUUUAUGCGCAAGUCUGCAGUCCUGCUAGUUGGAGGUUUAAAAAGACCAUGUCUGUAUUUUGAGCUUAUUCCUCACUAGAGUUUUUGUGUAUGGAUAAAGACUGUAAAAAAUCUACAGUCCCUUACCUUUUUGGUAUUCUGUUUUUAGUAAAAUGCCUUUGUACCACACUAAUGUUUCAGUUUUCAGCAGAGAUGUUGAAUUUCCUUUAAAGCAGAAGAUUUCAUGUCAUGCCAGUAGGGGGUAGAGUAAACCCUGUUACCAUGACCAACCUCUGUUGUCACAGCUUGUAAAAUCAUGUACAUUGAAUAUUAAAAGGAGAUAUUAUCAUUUGA
This is a messenger RNA of Monopterus albus (swamp eel), 3077 nucleotides long. RefSeq names its product splicing factor, arginine/serine-rich 15-like. Gene Ontology annotation, molecular function: RNA binding; RNA polymerase II C-terminal domain phosphoserine binding. Gene Ontology annotation, biological process: negative regulation of termination of RNA polymerase II transcription, poly(A)-coupled. The transcript is spliced from 18 exons. Lineage: Eukaryota; Metazoa; Chordata; Actinopteri; Synbranchiformes; Synbranchidae. Gene Ontology annotation, cellular component: nucleus. Bases 226 to 2490 code for a protein of 754 amino acids. The record is from RefSeq and is a predicted model, not a curated record.